Apis cerana (Asiatic honeybee) is the source of this 1269-nucleotide messenger RNA. RefSeq lists its product as uncharacterized. NCBI's taxonomy places the organism in Eukaryota, Metazoa, Arthropoda, Insecta, Hymenoptera, Apidae. The record is from RefSeq and is a predicted model, not a curated record.
AUGGCAUCCUUCAGACCCAAAUUCCAAAUUUCCGGUGUAAAAUUCAUAAAGGAAAGCUAUAAUCCCUCAAUAUUGCUCAGAAGUCCUGUGAUAACAUGUAUCGGGCCCAACGUAGAUGCCCGAUCUUUCUGGUUCUGGAAGAAGAAACCGGUCGAAUAUGGUAGCGGGAACUGUGGGUUGCCAGUGCCACCUCGCGUAGAUCUCAUUUGCAAGGGUUGCGAGUCCAAGUGUAUCGAAUUUGAGGAAAUAAAAAAGAAGAGAAAAUUUUUCACGUUUAAAAAGAAGCCAGAGCCGAAAAAGAAGCCAGAUAAUUGCAAGGAGGAGGAGAAACCGGUGGAGGAGAAAUACACGUUGUGGGAGACGAUCUUUGGGCCAAAUCCGAAAAGGUUUUGGCCUGAUCCGUGUACUUGUAAACUGGCGCUCAGGGAGAAGAGAAAUAAAAGGAUAUGCGAUCCGAGGUUGCAGGAUUCACGAUACGAAUUGACAGCUGGGGAUGUCUUUUUGUAUACAGAAACAUUAAAAUCGUAUCCAAAAGGUUGCAUAGAACCUCAACCGAAGCCUCCACCAUCCUACAAGGUACCUAGAGCGGCACUGUCCAAAAUGUUGAGCUCGGCCAAUUUGGUAAGCGUUGGUUUCCUUAUUUUCUUUUUUCAACGAAAUUUGGAAAUAGAUUUUUUUUUUUUCGAACAAAUUACAUCGAUGAACCGCAUGAUAAUCAAUCAGCUAAACGAAGGUAAAGAAAGUUCGAAACAUUUGGAACCAUGUAGAAUGCCGUAUGAUGAAUUGAGGCCGCCUCAGAAAAAAAGAAAAGCAUUUAAUUGUCUAUCGGGAGUUCGAUCAGAAGAUAUUAUUCGACCAUUGAAUAACGAUUUUCAUUCUCAUAAAAUUUCCCAACAACAAGUGACGGAAAAACCAGAAAUAUUGAAAAUUUGCGAGCAAGCUAGACAAAAGAAAGCAUCAUCCGAUAAGAAAAUCGACUCGAAUGAAAUUGGUCAAAAAUUAUCUAGAAUAGAGCAAUUGAAAAUGCAAAUUAAACAAAAAGAUAUGUUUGAUUAUACUUCGUGUCCUCCCUCUAUAUGAAUGAAAUUAAAAUUCAUUUUGCUGUGACUAAAUAACCAAACGUAACUUCAAAAACAAAUUUGGAAACGUAUGUUAAUAUAAAGAUAUAAAUUAUUGUACGUCGCACGAUUAAAUUAUAUAUGUGAAAUAUUAUUCGUAUGUUCAAAAGAAAUAAUCUGUAAUAUUAUCGAAAAGGUAAAGAAAAAAUAU